Molecule: messenger RNA, 1103 nt
Organism: Dalotia coriaria
Lineage: Eukaryota; Metazoa; Arthropoda; Insecta; Coleoptera; Staphylinidae
Product: carbonyl reductase [NADPH] 1-like
Exons: 4
Coding region: 217-1077 (286 amino acids)
Molecular function (GO): carbonyl reductase (NADPH) activity
Source: RefSeq, a predicted model, not a curated record
CACAAAACAACGAGUUUCUUUAUAUUACUACUACAUAUGUACAUUUGUUUGAGAUUUGUUUACAAAACCUAAACACUAGGCGACAGCCAGUAUUUACUCGUAUUUUAAAACCCAGCUCAUACUCAUAUUCAUAUUCAUUCUCUCAAUAAUUCACUUCUACAACAUCUCUACAAGUCUCUACAAGUUCAUACACGUAUUUAACUCUGUGAAUUUACCAUGUGCAACAAAUUAUUUAAAAAAGUAGCAGUGGUGACUGGCAGCAAUAAAGGCAUAGGUUUCGCAAUUGUAAAAGGUUUACUACAAAACAAUUACCCGGGAAUAGUUUAUCUAACCUCAAGAGAUGAAUCCAACGGACAGCAUGCCAUUGAACUACUCCAUAACUUAGGACUCAAUGCUUGUUAUCAUCAGUUAGAUAUCAAUGACAUCGACAGUGUUAAUCAACUCGCGCGUGACAUUGAAAUUAAACAUGGUGGCAUUGACCUGUUGAUUAACAACGCUGCCAUAAAAUAUAGUAGUAAAUCAACUGAAUCUCAUAAAAAUAUAGUAAUCAACACUUUAGAAACAAAUUACUACGGCACGAAACGUGUUUGUAAUGUAUUAUUUCCUUUGUUAAACAAACACGCGCAGAUUAUCAACGUUUCCAGUGCUGCUGGUCAUGUUUCUGUUAUUCCAGACCCGGAUUUACGUAAUAAAUUUACUAAGAAUAUCACAAUUGAAGAAUUGGAACAUAUUUUAACUGAUUAUAUCAAUUUAGAAGAAAAUUAUACAACCUACCAAUGGAAGAAUAUGGGUUAUGUUUUAUCUAAAGUAGCUAUUUGUGCUUUUACAGUAGCUCAGCAGAAGUUAUUCAACGAAGAAAGUGCACAACGUUGUAUAAGAAUAAAUUCUGUGCAUCCAGGUUAUGUUAACACUGAUAUGACACAAGGAAGAGGAAUUCAAUCACCGGAAGAUGGCGCAAAGAGCGCGUUGUUCCUAGCAUUAAACGAUGAACAUGAUUAUAGAGGUGAUUUUAUUUGGUAUAAUUGUAAACGUGUUGAUUGGCUAUCAGAUACAAUGCCAAAUGAUAUUAAACCAUAAAUAUAUUUGCUUCAAGUGAAAUAAAA